AUGCCCCAGCACCCUCUAUACCAUCGGCUUCAACAAGCUCAAAGCGCCAUUCUCUCAUCUGCUUCUGGAGGUCCUGCUGCGCUGCUUGACUUCCAGAAAAGUUGGCAAGAGCUGACCAACGAUCUUGACCGUGAAGUCCGUCUACAUCGUGUCGACGAUGCAGUCAUAACGAUGGCUCAAUCUACGGCCUCGAUUGUCUCCACCCUUGCAAGCUCCUUUCUGAGCCUAGAUAACUGUGCAAAUGAUAUUUUUACCAAUCUGUCAAAGGAUCUUGAGGACACCCUUGACAAUUCCAGAUUGCCUUCGUCAACUGAUCUUAUUCCUACUGAGGCUGUAUACAGCUGGCUUCUCGCAAAUCUUCACUAUCCAUACCCUUCGGCAUCGAUGAAGAAAGAACUAGCUGCAUCCUGCGGAACGACGGUGGAGUAUAUCGCAUCUUUGUUCAACGAUACUCGGGAGCGGAUAGGUUGGACUACGUUGGCCCGUCAUCGCUUUGAGAGCAAACGCUCCUCUAUCAUAGAUGCUGCUUACCGUGCCCUUGUCACACCCGACCCCACCCGACCUCUCCCUCUCGAUCUCGAAAACGCAUUUGCAAUUAUCAAGAAGAAUCUUGAAGCUAUUCAAAUCCACAAUAAUGCUACAUCGCUCGCGAUAACCGAUAUCGAUGAUGAUCGAGCAGAGGGAUGGAGUGCGGAAAUAUAUGAUGGGCAGGCCGUACGCGAAGAGUUGGCCAGAGGGCUUGGCGGGGCGGACCAGAAGAGCGAUUUGACCCUCGGAGAUUCACGAGCAGUACUGGGCUCGUCUCCUUGCCUCUCACCGUUGGAGUGGUACGAGACUGAGGAAGAAGACACGACACUACCGCAACCGAUUGCUGGGUGCAAGCGACGCGCGGAUGUUGACCUUGAAACCGAUUUCACCCCUUGUUCUUCCAAUAGAAAUAGAAUAUCAUACAGAUCACUGAAGCGGCAAAGGUCCGAGCCUCCAUCCGCAGAUAAUCAAGUUCUCUCCUCUCCUGUCUUGACUGUGACUGGAGUCCAGGCCUCACAUGUUAAACCAGCUAUUUCGUCUAUCCCUUCCCCAGACUCAUCUCCAAGCAUGCUACUCGAAGGUUCCUCCAUACCCACAUCAUCGUCUUCCCUUGCUAUCCAAUCGUCAUCGCCACCACUUGCUGCAGUACCUAGUCGCAAACGAAGACUAUCAGAAGCAAGUUGUGAUAGCAUCCCAAAGCGCCCCCGACACAUUCGUAAUGGCCAUCACAUGCAAACAGUGUCUAAUCCUCUUCCACUUGGUCCUAAUGAGAUUGCACAAGAUAGUGCUCUCUUCGAAAGCUGGUACCAGAACGUAACCUAUGCAGCAUCUGAACCUUUUGGCGGCGAUCCCUCUAGCGAUUGCUCACCUGCAACAUCAAUUUUGAAUACUCCAUGGACGGAUGGGUUGCCAGUGUUUCCGAAUGACUUCAUGGUUCCCUCACAGCAAGUUGAUCUCUCCGACGAAGAUUUCAAAGCAAUGCUCGCAUCAGGCUAUAAUAUGUCUUCAAUGUUCAUGCCUAUCGACCAAGACAUUUUCGAAACGCUGCCUUCACUCGAUGAUCUCUUCCCGCCAUCAUGUUCUGGCAUUGAGACUCUAAUCCAACAACCUGCUCAGUAUAUGAUCGACCUAGGAUUGCAGGCAGUGAGCACCUCCCAGAUUGAAGAGUGUCAGGCACAGUCGUCGUCUAUACCAACUUUUCUUUCCUACGAUCAUCCCCGUCAAAUUCUAUUAUCGCCUUUGAAGAAGAUCGACAGUCCGAUUUCAGACACCCUCAUUCAAUGUACUAGUUUAUGCGGCAUUGGUGAGGAUUCGCUCGACAACUGGACAGCGGGUGUACUGGGGUGGAAGGACACUAACCUAUCCGCUCAGAUGUAG
Heterobasidion irregulare TC 32-1 is the source of this 1905-nucleotide messenger RNA. Its product is annotated as HD1 homeodomain transcription factor mating type protein. The transcript has 5 exons. Gene Ontology annotation, molecular function: DNA binding. Bases 1 to 1905 code for a protein of 634 amino acids. The record is from RefSeq and is a predicted model, not a curated record. NCBI's taxonomy places the organism in Eukaryota, Fungi, Basidiomycota, Agaricomycetes, Russulales, Bondarzewiaceae. Gene Ontology annotation, biological process: regulation of DNA-templated transcription.